Messenger RNA from Coregonus clupeaformis (lake whitefish), 2613 nucleotides. Its product is annotated as PDZ and LIM domain protein 4. The record is from RefSeq and is a predicted model, not a curated record. Lineage: Eukaryota; Metazoa; Chordata; Actinopteri; Salmoniformes; Salmonidae. Gene Ontology annotation, biological process: muscle structure development; actin cytoskeleton organization; heart development. The transcript is spliced from 7 exons. The coding region runs from base 228 to 1358 and encodes 376 amino acids. Gene Ontology annotation, cellular component: filamentous actin; stress fiber; Z disc. Gene Ontology annotation, molecular function: muscle alpha-actinin binding; actin binding.
UUGCACCCUCCCAUUCAGAUUAAACUCGAGCUAGGCAGUCAGGCGGCUUCAUACAACAACUCCCCAUCACACGUCAGAGGCGGUUUCAUUAUUUAAAGUUGAAUCAAGUGGAGAAGAAAGUUUUUGCGACAGAGACAACGUUGCCUAGCAGCUCAUAGGCGGUGAAACUAGUUGUUUUGCACAGUUUAUCACACAGUUCCUACGGAUAUAAUUGUUCUAAAUCAAUUAUGCCCCAGACUGUGACACUGAAGGGACCCUCACCUUGGGGUUUUCGACUGGUCGGUGGAAGGGACUUUAGUACACCGUUAACUAUUUCGCGGGUAACACCGGGCAGUAAGGCAGCACAGGGGGACCUGUGUCCUGGAGACACUAUCCUGGCCAUCAAUGGGGACAGCACAGAGACCAUGACACACAUGGAGGCCCAGAACAGGAUCAAGGCCUGCAUGGGGGAGCUCACACUGGCCAUCAGCAGGUCUGAAGACAAAGUCUUGUCUCCAACUGUUAUUGAAGAUGGCAAGACAAGUCCAUUCAUGGCUACAUUGGAGUCUGAGUCCACACAGAAUUUCCGACCCAUCAGCUCCGGACCAAUCACCGGUGGAUACACCAGUGGCUACAGCAGCGGGUACAACAGCAGUGGUUACAACCGAAAACCCUCCUACGUUUCCGAGCCGCCGCACCUCAACAACGGCACCUCCAAGCAGCCCAACAACGUGCAGUACAACAACCCAGCCGGCCUGUACGCGCACAACAAUGGCAACAACGGAGACAGAGACAGGGUCUUACCAAAACAAAUGGGCGGCCUGAGCCUGAGCUCCCCACACAGCCCUGAGCCUCCGAUGCAUUCUCCUCUGGGCCGUAAUGGGAACGCUCAUAGUUUUGAAGUCACCACAGAGUCAGACGUGUACAAGAUGCUGCAGGACCCGGAGGAGCCAGUCUCUGCACCCAAACAGUCCGGCUCCUUCAAAUACCUACAGGGCAUACUGGAGGCAGAGGAUGGAGGUGUGUCCCCCACUGACAGGUCAGGAGUGAGAGGCCUAAGGUCCCCAGUUCAAUCCCCAGUCCCUAAAUUGGGCAGCCCCAUUCCCGGCCCCAUGGGCCCGAUGCCUGGCCUACAGAAACUCCCCCAGUGCACGCGCUGUGGCAACGGCAUAGUGGGCACCAUCGUGAAGGCCAGAGACAAACUGUACCACACAGAGUGCUUCAUGUGUGACGACUGCGGCCUGAACCUCAAGCAGAAGGGCUACUUCUUCAUUGAGGAGAACCUGUACUGUGAGACCCACGCCAUGGCCCGUGUCCAGCCUCCUGAGGGAUAUGAUGUGGUUGCAGUCUACCCCAACUCCAAGGUUGAACUGGUCUGAGCUGGACAGACUUUAAACACAACCCUUCUGUCUUAACCACAGCUCCCAGCAGGUAGCAAGGUCUUCUAUUUCCAAUCCAAUACACUACAUGUCUAAGCUGUCGCCGGAAAAGAUGUCAGUUGAGAGUGGGAUACUGGAGAGAGGUGUGCAGAGGUUUCUAGUCUCUCUUUAGCUCUUUCCCACAUACUGUACAGCAUACUAUUACUAUUUCUGACAGACUUUACAUUUUUACCCCUGCUGAGUAAAAAAACAAUGUGAGGGCUUUUCUUUGUGUCAAUAGCACCUUUAGAUCUUGUUGAAACAUAAGCAAUAUGCAACCGAAUGACAUCUCACAUCUGGGGGUGGUUUUCUAUUUUUAACCCUGCUGACUAAAAUGCAGUUAGUGGAAUGGAAUUAGGGUCAAGCACCUGACUGUGACUGGAAUUUAACUUUCACUGCUUCUCACGGUUUCUACAGUUAAAGAACUCCAGCUUCAUUACAUCUGGUGAAGUACAUUCCAGUGCCACACGAGAAAGCCGUUUGUCUCUCCCACUGUAGCAGCUUUUAAAAAGCUGUGGGGAGCAGAGACGCAAGGACAUGGAAAACAAUGAAAUCCAGCCCGUGAAUCUAGGAACAUGCGGGAAUAAUCAAUCUAUUUAGGUUCUGUGGCACAUUUUGUAGAAACAGACAGACAGUGCUUGUUGGCUGAGGGACGGUAUUUGAAAGAGUAUAUUGUUUUCUUCUUGUUUGACAUGUAUAGUCAUAGCCAAGUCCACUGAAUUAAUCAGACUUCUACAUUUCCAGGGAGGGAUGGCAUUUAUGUGCUUUAGGAAAUGACAAAAAUAUUCACGCUGGGAACAAAGUCUCUUCCCCUGAAAUUGUAGGAUGAACAAUAGUUGGAUGAAAAGUGCUAUUUGUAAAAUAUUUGAUUCUUUAAAAAAAAAAACAAGUUUUUUUUUUUUUUUUUCUCCAUCUCAUAGUGCUUGUUAUUCGAUAUCCACCAUAACCCUAACGUUUAGCUACUGGAAUGCCAACUAGGACAGUAGUUUGUAAAUUAUUUGUGUGUUUUUAGUUGUAAUUGUACAUAUUUGUUUCAUGUCUGUUUAACAAACAUAACUAGUCACUCUGCCUUCACACGUCUGUGUGGUUUUAAGUGCUUACUGUGUGUAGUCACAGAAUCCUCUCGUGUUUAACUUAUUGUUUUGCAGACACAUUUCACUCUGGUUUCUUCGAUUUGUUUUUUAAGAUAUAAUAAAGUGAAAAAUAAGUAAUCAUA